Messenger RNA from Perognathus longimembris pacificus (Pacific pocket mouse), 3096 nucleotides. It is a transcript of the gene Pwp2, whose product is annotated as PWP2 small subunit processome component. Bases 60 to 2831 code for a protein of 923 amino acids. The transcript is spliced from 21 exons. NCBI's taxonomy places the organism in Eukaryota, Metazoa, Chordata, Mammalia, Rodentia, Heteromyidae. Gene Ontology annotation, biological process: ribosomal small subunit assembly; maturation of SSU-rRNA from tricistronic rRNA transcript (SSU-rRNA, 5.8S rRNA, LSU-rRNA). The record is from RefSeq and is a predicted model, not a curated record. Gene Ontology annotation, cellular component: small-subunit processome; Pwp2p-containing subcomplex of 90S preribosome. Gene Ontology annotation, molecular function: protein binding.
UUCCUGUCUCCUGCCGGAAGUUGGUGCUGGAAUUGAGAUACACACGUGGGGCCGCCGGGAUGAAGUUCGCUUACCGGUUCUCGAAUUUGCUGGGCACCGUUUAUCGGCAUGGAGACUUAAACUUCACGCGCGAUGGGAACUCGCUGAUCAGCCCCGUGGGCAACAGAGUCACCGUGUUCGACCUGAAGAACAACAGAUCAAACACUCUGCCUCUGGCCACAAAGUACAACAUCAAGUGUGUGGGGCUGUCCCCCGACGGCCGUCUGGCCAUCCUCGUGGAUGAAGGGGGCGCCGCGCUGCUGGUCAGCCUGGUCUGCAGGUCGGUGCUGCACCACUUCCACUUCAAGGGCUCUGUGCAUAGCGUCUCCUUCUCCCCCGACGGCAGGAAAUUUGUUGUCACCAAGGGCAACAUUGCGCAGAUGUACCAUGCUCCCGGGAGGAAGCGAGAAUUCAACGCGUUCGUCUUGGACAAAACCUACUUUGGACCCUAUGACGAGACGACGUGCGUUGACUGGACGGACGACUCCAGGUGCUUUGUGGUCGGGAGCAAAGACAUGUCCACGUGGGUGUUUGGAGCCGAGCGCUGGGACAACCUCAUUUACUACGCACUGGGGGGACACAAGGAUGCCAUCGUGGCCUGCUUCUUUGAGGCGGACAGCCUGGACCUCUACUCCCUCAGCCAGGACGGAGCCCUGUGCGUGUGGCAGUGCGACACGGCCCCCGAGGGCCUGCGGCUGAAGGCCCCCACGGGCUGGAGGGCAGACCUGCUGCAGCGCCAGGGGGACGGGGAGGGGGAGUUGGAGGAGGAGGAGGAGGAGGAAGGGGAAAAAGAAACCACCAUCCGGGGGAAGGCCAUGCCCACCGAGCAGGAGAAGGCGGGAAAAGUGAAAUACUCGCGCCUGGCCAAGUACUUCUUCAAUAAAGAAGGAGACUUCAACAACCUCACCGCCGCCGCCUAUCACAAGAAGACCCACCUGUUGGUCACGGGCUUUGCUUCUGGAAUCUUCCACCUGCAUGAGCUCCCGGAGUUCAACCUCAUCCACUCCCUGAGCAUCUCCGACCAGAGGGUCUCCUCGGUGGCCAUCAACAGCUCUGGGGACUGGAUCGCGUUUGGCUGCUCGGGCCUGGGCCAGCUGCUGGUGUGGGAGUGGCAGAGCGAGUCCUACGUCCUCAAGCAGCAGGGCCACUUCAACAGCAUGGUGGCGCUGGCCUACUCCCCGGACGGCCAGUACCUCGUCACUGGCGGGGACGACGGCAAGGUGAAGCUCUGGAACACCCUCAGUGGCUUCUGCUUCGUCACUUUCACGGAGCACUCGAGUGGCGUCACGGGCGUGACGUUCACGGCCACGGGCCGCGUCGUGGUGACCUCGUCCAUGGACGGCACCGUGCGAGCCUUCGACCUUCACAGGUACCGGAACUUCCGCACCUUCACGUCCCCGCGCCCCACCCAGUUCUCCUGCGUGGCUGUGGACUGCAGCGGAGAGAUCGUGGCUGCGGGCGCCCAGGACGCCUUCGAGGUCUUCGUGUGGUCCAUGCAGACAGGCAGGCUUCUCGACGUCUUGUCUGGCCACGAGGGUCCCAUUAGCGGUCUGAGCUUUAACCCCAUGAAGUCCAUCCUGGCCAGUGCCUCCUGGGACAAGACAGUCCGCCUGUGGGACAUGUUUGAUAGCUGGAGAACCAAGGAGACACUCGCCCUGUCCUCUGAUGCCUUGGCAGUGACGUUUCGGCCUGAUGGUGCGGAGCUGGCUGUGGCCACCCUCAACUCCCAGAUCACCUUCUGGGACCCCGAGAACGCUGUGCAGACCGGCUCCAUCGAGGGCAGGCGCGACCUCAAGACGGGCAGGAAGGAGCUGGACAAGGUCACAGCCAAGCACUCAGCCAAGGGCAAGGCCUUCACCACGCUGUGCUACUCUGCGGACGGCCAGAACAUCCUCGCCGGAGGCAUGUCCAAGUAUGUGUGCCUCUACCACGUGCGCGAGCAGAUCCUGGUGAAGCGGUUCGAGCUCUCCUGCAACUUUUCUCUGGACGCCAUGGAGGAAUUCCUGAACCGGAGGAAGAUGACGGAGUUCGGCAACCUGGCCCUCAUCGACCAAGAUGCCGGGGAGGAAAACGGGGUUGCAGUUCCACUGCCUGGGGUCAAGAAAGGUGACAUGAGCUCUCGCCACUUUAAGCCAGAAAUCAGAGUGACUUCACUGAGCUUCUCCCCCACCGGGCGCUGCUGGGCCGCCACCAGCACGGAGGGGCUCCUCGUCUUCUCCCUGGACGCCCAGAUGCUCUUUGACCCCUUUGAGCUGGACACCAGCGUCACCCCUGGGCGCAUCCGAGAGGCGCUGCGGCGGCAGGACUUCGCCCGGGCCAUCCUCAUGGCCUUCCAGCUCAACGAGAAGAAGCUGGCCCAGGAGGCCCUGGAGGCCGUGCCCCCCGACGAGAUCCAGGUGAUCGGCGCGUCUCUCCCGGAGCUGUACGUGGACAAGGUGCUCGAGUUCUUGGCCUCCUGCUUUGAAGGGUCCCAUCACCUUGAGUUCUACCUCCUGUGGACGCAGAGCCUGCUGGUGUCACACGGACAGAGGCUCAAGUCCAGGGCAGGGCAGGUGCUGCCCAUGGUCCAGUUUCUUCAGAAGGGCCUGCAGCGGCACCUGGACGACAUGGCUAAGCUCUGUGACUGGAACCGCUACAAUAUCCAGUACGCUCUGGCAGUGUCCAAGCAGCGGGGCAUAAAACGAGCCCUGGAGUCGCCAAGACCGGAGGAAGAGGAGGAGUCAUCAGAUGAGGACAGUUUGCACCUACUCAGAGAAGCCGGCGGUGACGAUGAAGCGGGGAUGCUGGUGUAGAUCGCCUCCUGAUGGUUGCCCUGAACCUUCCAGACAACCCGUGGAGCCUUUGUGCCGCCCGGGUCCGGGACGCGGAGCUCCAGAGCUCUGAGACGCCCUGCUGGGGGUAGAGACUCGCCGCCGCUGUGAGCCCGCGGGUGCCGGGGUGGGCCCGUGGGCAGCCGGCCCAGGAGGCCGGGGGUGCGGGUAACUGGACUUGGCCUCCCCGAGGGGAGAGAGGCUCAUGUUUGUGGUGUAGAUAGCCCCGCGAGGAGCCCGGACAUCA